This is a messenger RNA of Candidula unifasciata, 1583 nucleotides long. NCBI's taxonomy places the organism in Eukaryota, Metazoa, Mollusca, Gastropoda, Stylommatophora, Geomitridae. The record is from the annotation of a GenBank genome assembly.
UAUACUUGGCUUGUCAAUGAAUCUGAAUCUCCUGAUUAUAUAUGGCUUGUCAAUGAGUCUGAAUCUUCUGAAUAUACUUGGCUUGUCAAUGAAUCUGAAUCUCCUGAGUAUACUUGGCUUGUCAAAGAGUCUGAAUCUUCUGAGUAUACUUGGCUUGUCAAUGAAUCUGAAUCUUUUGAGUAUACUUGGCUUGUCAAUGAAUCUGAAUCUCCUGAGUAUACUUGGCUUGUCAGUGAAUCUGAAUCUCCUGAGUAUACUUGGGUUGUCAAUGAGUCUGAAUCUCCUGAGUAUACUUGGCUUGUCAAUGAAUCUGAAUCUUUUGAGUAUACUUGGCUUGUCAAUGAGUCUGAAUCUCCUGAGUAUACUUGGCUUGUCAGUGAAUCUGAAUCUCCUGAAUAUACUUGGCUUGUCAAUGAAUCUGAAUCUCCUGAAUAUACUUGGCUUGUCAAUGAAUCUGAAUCUCCUGAAUAUACUUGGCUGGUCAAUGAAUCUGAAUCUCCUGAGUAUACUUGGCUUGUCAAUAAAUCUGAAUCUCCUGAAUAUACUUGGCUUGUCAAUGAAUCUGAAUCUUUUGAGUAUUCUUGGCUUGUCAAUGAGUCUGAAUCUCCUGAGUAUACUUGGCUUGUCAUUGAAUCUGAAUCUCCUGAGUAUACUUGGCUUGUCAAUGAAUCUGAAUCUUCUGAAUAUACUUGGCUUGUCAAUGAAUCUGAAUCUCCUGAGUAUACUUAGCUUGUCAAUGAAUCUGAAUCUCCUGAAUUUACUUGGCUUGUCAAUGAAUCUGAAUCUCCUGAUUAUAUAUGGCUUGUCAAUGAGUCUGAAUCUUCUGAAUAUACUUGGCUUUUCAUUGAAUUUAAAUUUCCUGAGUAUACUUGGCUUGUCAAUUAAUCUGAAUCUCCUGAGUAUACUUGGCUUGUCAAUGAAUCUGAAUCUUUUGAGUAUACUUGGCUUGUCAAUGAAUCUGAAUCUCCUGAGUAUACUUGGCUUGUCAGUGAAUCUGAAUCUCCUGAGUAUACUUGGGUUGUCAAUGAGUCUGAAUCUCCUGAAUAUACUUGGCUUGUCAGUGAAUCUGAAUCUCCUGAGUAUACUUGGCUUGUCAAUGAAUCUAAAUCUCCUGAGUAUACUUGGCUUGUCAAUGAAUCUGAAUCUCCUGAGUAUACUUGGCUUGUCAAUGAAUCUGAAUCUCUUGAGUAUACUUGGCUUGUCAAUUAAUCUGAAUCUCCUGAAUAUACUUGGCUUGUCAGUGAAUCUGAAUCUCCUGAGUAUACUUGGCUUGUCAAUGAAUCUGAAUCUUUUGAGUAUACUUGGCUUGUCAAUGAAUCUGAAUCUCCUGUGUAUACUUGGCUUGUCAAUGAAUCUGAAUCUCCUGAGUAUACUUGGCUUGUCAAUGAAUCUGAAUCUCCUGAGUAUACUUGGCUUGUCAAUGAAUCUGAAUCUCCUGAGUAUACUUGGCUUGUCAAUGAAUCUGAAUCUCCUGAGUAUACUUGGCUUGUCAAUGAAUCUGAAUCUCCUGAGUAUACUUGGCUUGUCAAUGAAUCUGAAUCUUUUGAGUAUACUUGGCUUGUCAAUGAAUCUGAAUCUCCUGU